CACAAGUGACGUACGUCAGGAGGUGGGCCGCAGGGAAGCAUAAGUAGUUCAUGUUUGAUGGACUACUGAACCUAAACAGAAACAUGUAUUCUCUGUUGAUGACAAACUGGAUAUUAAAUAUCUGAAAGGUUGACGUUGAGCAUAAACAAUGGCUGCCCCCGCAGGAGGACCUGCUGAACCGUGGGUCAUAUUGCCUCAUGAACGAGCACGGUACGAAGAACAAUUCCGUGCCCUACAACCAGUAAAUGGCAUUGUCACAGGUGAACAGGCAAAGGGGUUUCUCCUCCAAUCUAGACUACCACCAGCAAUUUUGGGUCAAAUAUGGUCUUUAGCAGAUACUGACUCAGAUGGGAAAAUGAAUAUAACAGAGUUCAGUAUUGCCUGUAAACUUAUAAACCUAAAAUUACGAGGCUUUGAACUGCCAAAAGUACUUCCACCUACAAUGCUACAACAGAAUAUGCCACCAGCGGCCUUGGUGAGCAGUUCCCUCCUGCAGAGUGCUCCAUCCAUUCGUCCAGCAGCUCAGCCGCCCCUUGUGGGACUGGGCAGUGCUCAUGCCGCAGGGCUUUCCACUGUCGGAAUGACUCCUCCCAUCAUGGCUACUGCACAAGCCCCACUACAUACAUCUGUAAUGCCUCCAAGCAGCAUCCCCAGCAUGGUACCACCAAUGAGAGCACCUCUGGCACCUGGAGCACCUGUUCCUCUCGUACAAACCGCCAGCCUACCCCUAGCAGCAGGCAGCAGUUUACCACUUGCACCGGGUACCAGCUUACCACUUGCAUCAGGCACUGUCUUACCACUCGCACCAGGCACCAGCUUACCACUCGCACCAGGGACUGGCUUACCCCUCGCACCAGGCACCAAUCUGCCCAUUGCAUCUAGCACGAAUGUUCCGCUUGCAUCAGGUUUGACAAGUAUCAGCAGUACACCUUCACUGGUGAUGCCAGCAACUGUCCAGACUUCUGUUCCGAUGGGUGUACCUCUUACGCAGCCUCUCACUAAUGGGUCCAUAUUAACUGGCCAAGGACCAGUGCCAUCAAGGCCUCCACCAGUUGGAACCUCAGUGCCGCCUGCAGCUCCUCUGGAAAAAGUGGCUUCUAUGGAUUCACCUUUGUCAGCAGGCUCACCCUUGCAAGAAUGGGCUGUACCUCAUCAGUCCAAACUGAAGUAUACACAGUUGUUCAACACGACUGACCGAGCACGGUCAGGCUAUUUAUCGGGGCCACAAGCGCGAAAUAUCAUGGUGCAGACACAAUUACCACAGCCUAUUUUGGCCCAGAUCUGGGCACUAGCAGAUAUGGAUACAGAUGGAAGACUUUCUUGUGAAGAGUUUGUUCUUGCUCUUCACUUGUGUGACAUGGCAAAAGCAGGGGAGAAGCUACCUGCUGUGCUUCCUCCAGAGCUUGUACCACCAACAUUCCGGAGACAGCGACAGGGAAGCCUUACUGGAAGCAUUACGGGUUCUAUAGAUGCUUCUGAAAAUAAAGAUGCUGCUGCAAGUAUCUCCACUGUUACAUUUGAAGAUAAACGGAAAGAAAACUUUGAAAAAGGCCAAGCAGAAUUGGAGCGAAGACGUAAAGCAUUGUUGGAAAUUCAGCGAAAAGAACAAGAGGAACGUGAGCGGAAAGAAAAAGAAGAACAGGAAAAAAGGGAGAAAAUAAGGCAAGAACAAGAGCGGCGAAGGCAGCUUGAAUUUGAAAAGCAGUUACAAAGGCAAAGAGAAGCAGAACAGGAAAAAGAAGAGCAAAGGCGAAGAGCACAAGAACAACGUGAAGCUGCAAGAAGGGAAAUGGAGCGGCAAAGGCAGCUGGAGUGGGAGAAACAGCGGUGUCAAGAAUUACAACAGCGCAGGCAGAAAGAACAAGAAAAAGUUUUGCAAUUAAAAGCCAAGAAUCAGAAUCUCAGCAUUGAGCUAUCACAGUUGAAUGAAAAAGUGAAAGAAUUGUCUCAAAAGAUCAGUGAGACAAGGAUUGGAGUGUCUGGCGUAAAGUCAACAAUUGACGGGAUGCGCAGUACUCGUGAUUCGCAGCUUGCUGAAAUGAGUGCCUUAAAGACCCGACUGAAGGAACAGAAUCAAAGGCUUCUUACAUUGAGUCAAGAAAAGGCAAGGCUAGAAGCUCGCAACAAGUUAAAUGCAGCUGCCGAUUCUGCUAAUCAGGAGCAAGUAAAAAUAGCUUUCACCAACAAACAAAUUACACUUAAGCAGUUACGUGAUAGGCUACAGGAUCUCCAGAAAGAGAUAGAGGUUAAACUGGAAGAUAUUGAGAACAAUAACAGUCAACUAGGUGACUUAAAGCAGCAAUUGUCUUCAUUAGUCCAUGAAUGUGAACAGCUCUAUUCUGUAUACGAAGAAAAGAGAAGCAAGGUAUUGGAAAUGAAAGGCAUGACUGGAAAAAUUAGGGAUCCUACAGACUUUUCAUCAUCGUGGGGUGAUUCUGGCUGGGACAAUCCUCCACAGACUGAUUGGAAUGCAGCUUCUGCUGAUGCUUGGCCAGAAUCAACUGCAGCUACAACAGUACCAGCGGUAAAUGGAAACUUGCUCAAAUACCGUGCCCUUUACGAGUUCGUUGCUCGCAACAGUGAUGAACUGUCAUUCCAGCCAGGAGAUAUAAUUAUGGUUGCUGCCAACCAAAAUGCUGAACCUGGAUGGUUAGCAGGAGAACUAAGGGGCCAAACUGGCUGGUUUCCUGAAUCCUACGUGGAAUUUAUAGACAGUCCUGUAACAGUCCUGGAGGAUUCAUCUGCUUUUCCUCCUGAUGUUAUCAUAGCAGAGUCUCAAGCUAAACGACAACUUGAGGGAAUUGCAGAAGUUCCAGAAAACGUCAGUGAUAAUGGUUCUGUUGUGGAAGUUUCUGGUGAUGUUGGUCCACAGGUGCUUGAUGAAAUGGCUAGUCCUGUACUUGGACAGGGUGAUAAUGUUGAAGACAUGGAGGCACAAGCCCUUUAUUCUUGGAGAGCCAGGAAGUCUAGUCAGUUGUCAUUUAAUAAGGGAGAUGUUAUCAGAGUCAAAGAACAACAAGAGCAGUGGUGUUACGGUGAACUAGCUGGCGUAGAUGGUUGGUUUCCAAAAUCUUAUGUGAAGUUAACUCCUUCACAGUUGCAGGAAGGAGAAAAGGAAUAUUAUGUGGCCAUGUAUCCUUAUCAGUCUGUUGAACCAGGUGAUCUUAGUUUCUUACAAGGUGAAAUGAUACUUGUUACAAAGAAAGAGGGAGACUGGUGGACUGGAAUCAUAGGAGAUAGACAUGGAAUAUUUCCUUCAAAUUAUGUACAGAGAGCACCAUCUGGAUCUGCUGUAGUAUCAGAUGAGCCUGCUGAGCCUGUAAAGGAAAACCACAUAACAGAUGUAACAGUCUCAGAAGUAGCAGCUGCCCCUGUCUCACCCACUCCACAACAGGAAGAACAGCCUGCAAAUGAGAAAACCCUUGGGACUCCAGACUUCACUGCUAUGUCUGCUGCAGCUCAGCUUGAAGAUACUGGGGACGAUAGUGACUCUAAGAAGAAUAUUCCCGACUUCUUCCAGUCACCUAAGGGAAAAGGAAAGAAACCUGAAAUAGCAACAGUUAUUGCCCCAUAUCAGGCUACAAGUUCAGAACAACUCAGCCUGCAGAGAGGCCAGUUAAUAAUGAUUCGAAAGAAAACAACAACUGGUUGGUGGGAAGGUGAAUUGCAAGCAAAGGGCAAAAAAAGACAAAUUGGCUGGUUCCCUGCCUCUUAUGUAAAAUUACUAGGAGGUAGUAACAAAGGGACACCUGUAAAGCAAGAGGAUACAUCAUUGCAACAACAACAACAACAACAACAACAACAACAACAACCUGCUCAAGAGGUAUCACAGCCUGCAACAGAAAAAGUUAAAGCAUUAUAUCCGUAUUCUGCACUAAACGAUGACGAACUAAGCUUUGAGAAAGAUGACGUUAUAACAGUUGUAGCAAAAGAGGAACCCUCUUGGUGGCGGGGUGAAUUGAAAGGAGCUACAGGCCUUUUCCCCAGUAAUUAUGUGGCACCUGUGUCUGACUACCAUCUAAAUAAGACAGAAAGGAAAAGACAAGGAUGCAUACAAGAACUGAUUGAUACUGAACAGGCAUAUAUUAAUGAUAUGUCUAUUGUCCAUGAUGUAUUUGAGAAACCACUCUUAGAGAGCAAAGUUUUAUCAAAUGAAGAAAUUUACAAAAUAUUUGUUAACUGGCGUGAAAUACUACAGUGUAACUACAUGUUCCUCAGGACUUUGAGAAUCCGAAAAGAAAUGAGUGCAGAUGGAGUUAUUAGAAUGAUUGGAGAUAUUCUUUGUGAAAAUCUCCCAAGGAUGACUGCAUACAUCCGUUUCUGUAGCUGCCAGCUCAGUGCAGCUACAUUUCUGCAGAAGAUUACAGAAGAAUCAGUGGAAUUUCGUGAACUUGUUCGCCAGUGCCAGGCUGACCCUCGCACAAAAGGAAUGCCACUUAGCAGCUUUCUUAUUAAACCAAUGCAAAGGAUAACAAAAUACCCUCUUCUCAUAAAGAAGAUUUUGGAGUACACUCCAGCAGAUCAUCCAGACCACCAGAAUUUGCAGGAAGCACUAGCCAAAGCUGAAGAGUUCUGUAGACAGGUAAAUGAAGGUGUGAGAGAAAAAGAGAACUCAGAACGAUUAGAAUGGCUUCAGGGGCAUAUCCAUUGUGAUGGCUUGGAGGAGCAGUUAAUUUUUAAUUCUCUUACAAAUUCUCUAGGACCCAGAAAAUUCCUUCAUCAUGGCAUUCUGCAUAAAGCUAAAAGUGGGAAAGAACUGGUUGCAUUCUUGAUGAAUGAUUUUCUGCUCUUAGCCCAGCCACAAAAAUCUCUUGGUAGUACUCACUCAUUCUCAUUUGAAAGGCAUGCUGGUAUCUCAUUUAAAAUCUAUAAAAAGCCAUUGUUUCUGAAUGAGCUGUUGGUGCUGGAAGAGCAGAAUAGCAGUGAAGGUAAUGAGAACCCACGUUUAUUUAGCUUGGAAGACACCACAACUGGAAAAACACUUUCAUUUUUGGCAUCAACAUCAGCCGAACGUAAUCUCUGGGCAAAGCGUCUGCAAGAGGCACGUGUCCAUGUGAUUGACACUGAGAAGAGUCAGUUCCAGCGCCAGCAGUCAAUUCGGCAGCGGCCUGCAAAGGGUUAUCUGAAAAUAGUCAUUGUUAAAGCAACAUCACUAAAACCAAACAAAGCAGGGAAGUGUGAAGCAUUCUGUGAAGUCAGCAUGGGCUCACAAGAACAUCGCACACCUGUAGUAGCGUCAACAACAAAUCCUCGUUGGAAUGCUUCAAUGCAAUUCCUGGUAAAGGACCUAAAAGAGGAUGUCCUUUGUGUUACAGUAUUUGAUCGUGGUCAUUUCUGUCCCAAUGAAUUCCUGGGAAGAACUGAGGUACGAGUUGCAGAUAUAUUACAGGAAACCCAGUAUUCACGUGGGCCAAUUUCAAAGAAUUUAAAACUUCAUGAAGUUGACUCAGGGAGUGUUCUACUUAAAUUAGAUUUAUUUCUUUUUAGUAGAAUUACAUAGAUUAUAUUAGUGCCCCUUUGUCCAAAGGCACUGCUUUAAAUUGUCUGUAGUACAAAUUAAACAUGUUUAAUUCUGUUAAAAAUCAAAAUAUUUUAACUGAAGAUUAUUUAUGAACAUUUCUAUUCAGUGUCUUUUCUAACAGUCAUGUACUGCCACUGUAAAUAUACAACAUGACUUCAUUUAUGCACGACUCUUCUACAUGUAACUUCUUUCAGUUUUUGAAUUUUUUUUAAAUGUUAGUGUAAUUAUUAUUAUUAUUAUUAGUAACAAUUGCAGUAAUAAUAGUAGUAGUAGUAGUAGUAGUAUUUUAUUGUCAAUCAUCCAGUACAUUCCUUUGUAUAUUAUCACAACCAUGUUUGUACAGUAUCUUAUUAUAGAAAGCAGCUUCACAUAAAGGCUGAUAUCUGUACUGAAUAUUUUUAUUUCUACAAUAUUGACUGAUUUGGAUUAUGUAGUUUUUUGAUGCCAAUAAUUUGUAAAUGCAGGAAGGAAGUUUAUUCCCAACUUACCAUCUACAGUCAUUCAAACACCUGAGAUGAAGAUUUGUAUUUUCUGUGUGUAACUAUUUUUGUUACUGUAAUUCUAUGAUACACUUUUAAUUAUGGCUCUCAUUGUUGUUCAUCUGAUAGUAUAGAAAAUUGUGGUGCUAAAAUUGAAUAUAUAUAAUAUAAUAUAAUUUACUGUGGUGAAUCUAGUUCUGAGAAGAAAUUACCAGGAAUUGGUGGAUGAACAGUUAAAAGAGCAGAAGAGUAACUAUGGAAGCAAUUUGGAACUUUCUUUGGCAAUAAUCAUUUCAUUUCCCAGGCCAUGAGUGCAUUUUGAUGAGUCAUUUCUAAAUCUUCACUUAAGAACUCUAAUCAAGAAAGUGACUCCACACUGAAUGUUUUGUCUUGAAUGUGUAAUCUAAAUGAAAAAUUCAAUCAAUUAAAAUGGAUGCAUAGCUUCAAAUGUGUGCAAGAGAAUGCAGUGCCUCAUAUUAUAGGUACGGAUAAAUAUACAAACUCCAGAGGAAAUUAAAUAAAUUUUGUAUGUAAAGAA
This is a messenger RNA of Schistocerca nitens (vagrant locust), 6538 nucleotides long. RefSeq names its product intersectin-1-like. Lineage: Eukaryota; Metazoa; Arthropoda; Insecta; Orthoptera; Acrididae. Gene Ontology annotation, molecular function: guanyl-nucleotide exchange factor activity; calcium ion binding; protein binding. Gene Ontology annotation, biological process: positive regulation of Rho protein signal transduction. The record is from RefSeq and is a predicted model, not a curated record.